Macroventuria anomochaeta is the source of this 705-nucleotide messenger RNA. RefSeq lists its product as uncharacterized. Lineage: Eukaryota; Fungi; Ascomycota; Dothideomycetes; Pleosporales; Didymellaceae. The record is from RefSeq and is a predicted model, not a curated record. The transcript is spliced from 2 exons. The coding region runs from base 1 to 555 and encodes 184 amino acids.
AUGAGUCGGAAGACGGAGAACAAUCCGACCGAGACCAACAACGCAGCAGAACGAAAAAAGCGAGAAAAGAGUCGCCGCCACAGUCAGGCUAAUAAUGACCGUGAUCACGAGUCUUCACGCAGGAGUCCGCACUGCAACGAAAACAGGAAUGAAGGCAAGGGCAAAGGUAGGGCUAGGUCGGAGAGUGCACGCAACAAUCGCACGCGUGAGCGACAAGGCCGUAAAAACCCUCAAGAUGACAGGAAGAAGUUCGAUCGAGAUGCAAGCCCACAUCCCCGCCAGUCUUCGUCAUCUAGACCAGAGAAGGGGCAGUCUAGCCACAACGAUGAUCAGCGUAAACAGCAACCUACUCAGAACGCCGACGAUAAACAGUCCGGCUCAGCACAAUCAGUCCUGUUCAACCCCUACGACGCCCCCGGCGUCGAACAUUACUCCCCUGCAGGUACCUUUAGAAUGAUCGCUAACGCCCUCGCACUACAGUUCCAUCCCGACAAGCAAAAGGGGGUCAACACAGCUAAGGAGAACUUGCUGGAUGAGCAAAGGAAAGUAGUGUAGGAUGCCGAUAGUGUACUGGAUGCGGAGUUCGAGGAGUGGUUGGUUACGCAAGGAGUUGGGAAGCCACGAAACACGAUAUAAGAUUGAUUCCCGGAGUCGUCUGUAGAAAUAUCGCGAUGGCCUCAAGAAGGCAGAGUUCAGGCUUGCUCG